This is a messenger RNA of Castor canadensis (American beaver), 2397 nucleotides long. It is a transcript of the gene Slc26a11, whose product is annotated as solute carrier family 26 member 11. NCBI's taxonomy places the organism in Eukaryota, Metazoa, Chordata, Mammalia, Rodentia, Castoridae. Gene Ontology annotation, molecular function: secondary active sulfate transmembrane transporter activity. Gene Ontology annotation, biological process: sulfate transmembrane transport. Gene Ontology annotation, cellular component: membrane. The record is from RefSeq and is a predicted model, not a curated record.
CUCCCACUAUUCCUGCGGACUCUGCCUCGGAGGCACUGGGAGACUCCAGGCUGCGGCGCCCGAGAUGCCCUCUUCGGUGAAGACUCUGGGUCAGUCCAAGUCCCUGGGCUCUGGCAUGGCCUCCAGCACCUGCUGCUGCACCCCAAUGGCUGUGCAGAAGAUGCUGCCCAUCCUGGCCUGGCUGCCUGACUACUCCAUGCAGUGGCUGAAGAUGGACUUCAUCGCUGGCCUCUCAGUCGGGCUCACGGUCAUCCCCCAGGCUCUGGCCUAUGCAGAAGUGGCUGGACUCCCACCCCAGUACGGCCUCUACUCUGCUUUUAUGGGAUGCUUUGUGUAUUUCUUCCUGGGCACCUCCCGGGAUGUGACUCUCGGCCCCACGGCAAUCAUGUCCCUCCUGGUGUCCUUCUACACCUUCCACGAGCCCGCCUAUGCUGUGCUGCUGGCCUUCCUGUCAGGCUGCAUCCAGUUGGCCAUGGGGUUCCUGCGUUUGGGGUUCCUGCUGGACUUCAUCUCCUGCCCCGUCAUCAAGGGCUUCACCUCUGCUGCUACCAUCACCAUUGGCUUUGGGCAGAUCAAGAACCUGCUGGGACUGCAGAACAUCCCCCGGCAGUUUUUCCUGCAGGUGUAUCACACCUUCCUCAAUAUCGGGGAGACCAGGGUGGGCGACGCCGUUCUGGGGCUGGUGUGUAUGGUGCUGCUGCUUGUGCUGAAGCUGAUGCGAGACCAUGUGCCUCCUGUCCACCCCGAGAUGCCCCCUGGCGUACGGCUCAGCCACGGGCUGGUGUGGACUGCCACGACAGCUCGCAAUGCCUUGGUGGUCUCCUUUGCGGCCCUGGUUGCAUACUCCUUCGAGGUGACAGGAUACCAGCCUUUCAUCCUAACUGGGGAGACGGCCAAGGGGCUCCCUCCGGUGCGGCUCCCUCCCUUCUCAGUGACCACCGCCAACGGAACUGUCUCAUUCACCGAGAUGGUGCAGGACAUGGGGGCCGGGCUGGCUGUGGUGGCCCUGAUGGGCCUCCUGGAGAGCAUUGCUGUGGCCAAGGCCUUUGCUUCUCAGAAUAAUUACCGCAUUGACACCAACCAGGAGCUGCUGGCCAUCGGCCUCACCAACGUGCUGGGCUCCCUCGUCUCAUCCUACCCAGUCACAGGCAGCUUUGGGCGGACAGCCGUGAAUGCGCAGUCGGGGGUGUGCACCCCAGGGGGACUGGUGACUGGUGUGCUGGUGUUGCUGUCACUGAACUACCUGACCUCACUCUUCUACUACAUCCCCAAGUCAGCACUGGCCGCCGUCAUCAUCAUGGCUGUGGCCCCCCUGUUCGACACCAAGAUCUUCGGGACGCUCUGGCGCAUAAAGAGGCUGGACCUGCUGCCCCUCUGUGUGACGUUCCUGCUGUGCUUCUGGGAGGUCCAGUAUGGCAUCCUGGCUGGGGCGCUGGUGUCUGUGCUCAUCCUUCUGCACUCCGUGGCCAGGCCCAAGACCCAGGUGUCCGAGGGGCCGGUUCUUGUCCUGCAGCCAGCCAGCGGCAUGCAUUUCCCUGCAAUUGAGGCCCUGCGUGAGGCGAUUCUGAGCAGGGCUCUGGAGGUGUCCCCGCCACGCUGUGCAGUUCUGGAGUGCACCCAUGUCUGCAGCAUCGACUACACCGUUGUGCUGGGGCUUGGUGAGCUGCUGGAGGACUUCCACAAGCACGGCGUUGCCCUGGCCUUCGUAGGCCUGCAGGUGCCUGUGCUCCGUGCACUGCUGGCCGCUGACCUGAAGGGGUUCCAGUAUUUCUGUACCCUGGAGGAGGCAGAGAAAUACCUGAGGCAAGACCCAACGACCCAGGCCUACAACGUCCGUGAAGACUCUGUUCCCGAGCACAAGGUCGCCCUGUUAAAGGCCUAACCAGGCCAUUGUUGGGCGGCUGGUGUGGGAAGGACCUCCCAGAAGGUUCCCAUCACUGUGAUUUGAUGUCCAAUGUUGCCAGAUAGACCUGUUGUUCUGAUGGGGCUGAGAAAAGGCUGCACAGGUGACCCCCGGGAGGAGCAGGGAGCCAUGUAGGGAUCUCCAGGUGGGAUUGUGGUGUCCUUUCAGGAUGAUUGAAAAGUCACCUCCCUGCUCUCUCCUGGGUGUGGAUCUUUCAGGGGGAAUGGCUUGUAGAAAGCCUUCCAGAAUGACAGGCCAGGUGAGACAGGAAGGAGCAGGGUGUCCAGCGGGGCUGGGAGAGGCUCCCCAGGCCCCCAGCACCUUCCUGAAUUGGAUUCUGAGUUCCACCUUCAAGCCAGGCCCAGCCGGGAAAGAGCAGGGGAAGAUGGGCAUCUCAGAGACAUACCUGAUCUCAAUGUGGCCUCCCAGCUGUGGCCGGAAAGACAACCAAGGUGUGCCAAGUGAUUUCAGGCCUAUUGAAAAGUAAUUUUGUG